Ananas comosus (pineapple) is the source of this 6076-nucleotide messenger RNA. Its product is annotated as putative callose synthase 8. Gene Ontology annotation, molecular function: 1,3-beta-D-glucan synthase activity. The transcript has 40 exons. The coding region runs from base 28 to 5883 and encodes 1951 amino acids. Lineage: Eukaryota; Viridiplantae; Streptophyta; Magnoliopsida; Poales; Bromeliaceae. Gene Ontology annotation, cellular component: plasma membrane; 1,3-beta-D-glucan synthase complex. The record is from RefSeq and is a predicted model, not a curated record. Gene Ontology annotation, biological process: (1->3)-beta-D-glucan biosynthetic process.
AGAGAGAUCGAGGUUAAAAGGAGAGCAAUGGUGGUACCAAUCCCUAAGAGGUUGCUUCACAUUGUGCCAUGGACGAGAUCGUUCCCGAGGAGGGGCCCUCGCACCGCCCGUCCGGGCAUCGUCGACGCCUCCGCUGUGGCAGCGCCGCCGCCGCCGCCGCCGCGGCGGCGGCCGUCGUCGUCUUCAUCGGCGGCGUACGCCGCGGAGCCCUUCGACAGCGAGAAGCUGCCGCCGAUGCUCGUCUCCGAGAUCCGCCCCUUCCUCCGCGUCGCCAAUCAGAUCGAGAGCGAGUCCCCUCGCGCCGCGUACCUCUGCCGCUUCCAUGCGUUUGAAAAGGCACACAUGAUGGAUCCCCAUUCAAGUGUUAGGGGUGUUCGACAGUUCAAAACUACGCUUCUUCAACGACUUGAACAGGACGAAGAAAUCACUAUAUCAAAGCGGAAGGAAAAAAAUGAUGCUCGAGAGUUGAAGUCGUUAUAUGAAAAAAAAAAGUCUGUGAACGCACAUGAAGUAGCUUCUGUUCUGCUAGAAGCGUUGAGGGCAGUUGUAUCCGGCGCUGGCCUUGAGAACUUUGCUGCUGGUGAAGACAUGUCAGGUUUAUAUAGUCGAUACAACAUACUUCCACUACAUUCGAGUGGAGGCCAGCAAGCAAUUAUGCUUCUUCCAGAGAUCAAAGCUGCCGUUUCCGCUGUUUAUAAUGUUCGAGGUCUUCCAUUAGCUAAUGAUGAUGAGGAAACCGGAGGCCAUAGAGAUUUAUUCGAAUGGCUAGAAAGCUGGUUUGGAUUUCAGAAAGGAAAUGUGGCAAAUCAAAGGGAACAUCUGAUCUUACUGCUCGCUAACAUUCAUGUUAGACUGAAUCCGAAACCUUCUAUGUCAAAGGUAUCACCUGCUGGAAUUUUGUUGUUCAGCUCUUUCUUUCUUAUAAUAUCUUUAACUGUUGUAUGUUUAUUUUGUCAGCUUGAUGACAGAGCUGUAAAUGAACUGAUGGUGAAGAUAUUAAAGAAUUAUGUCACCUGGUGCAAAUUUUUGGGCCGCAAAAGCAACAUCUGGUUACCAUCUAUAAAGCAAGAAGUUCAACAGCAUAAAAUUUUAUAUAUUGCUCUUUAUCUCCUUAUAUGGGGUGAAGCUUCAAACUUGCGGUUAAUGCCAGAAUGCAUAUGUUACAUAUUUCAUCAUAUGGCAUAUGAGUUGUACGGUGUGCUAUCUGGUGCUGUAAGCUUAAAUACUAGAGAAAAAGUCCGGCCAGCAUAUGGCGGAGACUGCGAGUCAUUUCUUAAGAAUGUGGUUACCCCAAUAUAUAAAGUCAUAUAUGAGGAAGCUCAAAAGAACAAAAAUGGGGUUUCUGAUCACUCAAAGUGGAGAAAUUAUGAUGAUCUGAAUGAGUUUUUCUGGUCGGUUGAUUGUUUCAAGCUUGGUUGGCCCAUGCGUCUUGAUAAUGAAUUCUUUUGCACCUCAUCUUCGCCUAAUCAAAGUAUCAACUCUCAGGUAAGCGCCACUACAGCUUGUCAGCAGAAGUGGUUGGGGAAGACAAACUUCAUAGAAAUCCGAUCAUUUUGGCACCUUUUUAGAAGCUUUGAUCGGAUGUGGACAUUUUUUGUACUUGCAAUUCAGGUGAUGAUAAUUUUGGCAUGGCAUGAUGUAGAAACGCCUCUCCGGUUACUCGAUCCAAUAAUUUUUGAGGACGUGCUGAGCAUUUUUAUAACUAAUGCUGUUCUUAGACUUGUACAAGUGACUCUUGACAUUGCUUUUACAUGGAAAGCAAAACGUACUAUGAGCUUCAAUCAACAAUUAAGAUUUGCAGUGAAACUUUUUAUUGCUGCAAUCUGGGCUGUCACUCUUCCAGUCUCUUAUGCCAGUUCUCAAAAGGGCUCCUUUUGUUCUACCAAACAACCCAACAGCAUAAUUGGCAUAUUCUGCCUGUCACCAUAUAUGAUUGUGGUUGCGAUAUACCUAAUCAGUAAUGUGAUUGGCAUGGCAUUAUUCUUUGUUCCUGCUGUUAGCAACUUCUUGGAGACAUCAAAUUGGAAAAUUUGUAAAGUUCUAUCAUGGUGGUCUCAGCCUCGGUUAUAUGUUGGACGAGGAAUGCAAGAAGGCCAAACAUCUCUACUAAAGUACACAGUGUUCUGGGUGUUUCUACUGUCAAGCAAAUUUAUAUUCAGCUACCAUUUCGAGAUAAAGCCUCUUGUGGUUCCAACCAAAGAAAUUAUGAAUGUUAACAUAAAUGGAUACGAUUGGCAUGAGCUCUUUCCACAAGUUAAGAGCAAUGCUGGUGCAAUUCUUGCUGUGUGGGCCCCAAUCAUUCUUGUCUAUUUCAUGGAUACCCAGAUAUGGUAUUCCAUAUUUUGUACAAUUUUUGGUGGCAUUUAUGGGAUUGUUCAUCAUCUGGGUGAGAUCCGAACAAUGGGAAUGGUUAGAACCCGAUUCCACACAUUACCGUCUGUCUUCAAUGCUUCUCUUGUUCCACAGUCAUCAACAAAGGAAAAGAAGAAGACAUUAAAGAGUUUCUUGGAAAAUAAACUUUUUAAGGGUCCUAGCAUUGAAAGAAAUGAUCUCUCUAGAUUUGCUCUAGUUUGGAAUCAAAUAAUCAGCAGUUUUCGUUCGGAGGACUUGAUAAGCAACAGAGAGAUGGAUUUGAUGACCAUGCCUCUGUCAUCGAACAUGAGUUCGAGCCCUGUUCAAUGGCCCUUAUUUCUACUGGCUAGUAAGUUUUCAACAGCAGUUAACAUGGCAAAAGAUUUAGCUGGAAAUUAUGAUCAUCUUUGCCGGAAAAUAAAGAAGGAUGACUACAUGUUUUGUGCUGUUAAAGAGUGUUAUGACUUACUGAGGAAUAUUUUCAAGGUUCUUAUUAUCGGUGAUCUAGAGAAAAGAGUUGUAGGUGCAAUAUUUAAAGAAAUUGAUAAAAGCAUUUAUGAAUCAAGCCUAUUUGUCAAUUUUACAACGGUUGAACUGCCAAAUUUACGCAAUAAAUUUGCUCAGCUGAUCGAUUUGUUGUAUGAAAACAAGCAAGCUAAUAAAGACAAAGUUAUCAUUUUGCUUCAAGAUAUCAUUGAGAUUCUGAUCAAAGAUAUGAUGGUAGAUGGUGGCAGAAUAUUGGAUGUGAUCAAUUCCUCCCAAAUGGUGAACUGCGAUGAUGAUAAUUUAUUCACAUAUUACAACCCACAGUUAUUUGCAUCAAAUGUCUCUGGGUUUACCAUCCGCUUUCCUCUUCCAGAUAAGGGUCCACUGAAAGAACAGGUCAAACGCCUUUAUUUAUUGCUUACUACCAAGGAAAAUGCUAUGGAUAUACCAACCAAUUUAGAGGCUCGACAGCGCAUUUCCUUCUUUGCCACUUCUCUGUUCAUGGACAUGCCUGUUGCUCCGAGUGUCCGCAAUAUGUUGUCAUUCAGCGUGAUGACUCCUUAUUUCAUGGAAGAAGUUAAUUUUUCAGAGGAGGAGCUUCAUUUAAGUCCAGAUGGGGCAUCCAUCCUAUCUUAUAUGCAAAAAAUUUAUCCAGCUGAGUGGAAGAACUUUUUGGAGCGUCUUGGUCCCAAGGCUACCAAUGAAGAGAUUAGAUAUUGGGCUUCUUUUCGUGGACAAACAUUGAGCCGUACAGUUCGAGGAAUGAUGUACUACAGAAAAGCAUUAAAACUGCAGGCUUUCCUAGACAGGGCUAGCGAUCAAGAGAUAUGUAAAGGGCAUAUUGCUAUUGAACAAGGACAAAGUAAGAAAAAAGGCCAACAAUCAUUGUCAGCCCAGCUAGAUGCAUUAGCAGAUAUGAAAUUCACAUAUGUUUUAUCUUGUCAAAUGUAUGGAGAACAAAAAUCUUCUGGUGAUCCUCGUGUUAAAGAUAUUAUCGAUCUGAUGAUGAGGUAUCCAUCAUUGCGUGUUGCCUAUAUUGAAGAGGAAGAGUUAGCUGAUACGCCCUGUAAGGUUUAUUCUUCAGUUUUAGUUAAAGCAGAGAAUAAUCUGGACCAGGAAAUAUACCGUAUAAAGCUUCCUGGUCCACCAAUCAUUGGAGAAGGGAAACCUGAAAACCAAAACCAUGCAAUUAUUUUCACUCGUGGUGAUGCUCUUCAAACAAUUGAUAUGAACCAAGACAACUAUCUAGAAGAAGCCUAUAAAAUGCGAAAUGUUCUCCAGGAGUUUGUUAGGCAUCAUGGAGAGCAUGCUCCGACCAUACUUGGGCUAAGAGAGCACAUAUUCACAGGAAGUGUUUCUUCUCUUGCUGCCUUCAUGUCCUAUCAAGAGACAAGCUUUGUCACCAUAGGACAGCGAUUUCUUGCAAAUCCCCUCAGGGUACGAUUUCAUUAUGGCCACCCAGAUCUUUUUGAUAGGCUUUUUCAUUUGGCAAGAGGUGGCAUUAGCAAAGCCUCUAAAACUAUUAAUUUAAGCGAGGAUGUAUUUGCUGGUUAUAAUUCCACGCUACGCCGUGGAUCUGUAACCUACAAUGAGUAUAUUCAAGUUGGCAAAGGGCGUGAUGUUGGUCUCAAUCAGAUAUCUCAGUUUGAAGCCAAAGUAGCAAAUGGGAACAGUGAGCAAACUAUAAGCCGUGAUAUCUACCGUCUUGGUCGGCGUUUUGACUUUUUCCGAAUGCUUUCUUGUUAUUUCUCUACAGUUGGAUUUUACUUCAAUAGCCUAAUCUCAAUUGUUGGGGUUUACAUUUUCCUGUAUGGACAGUUGUACUUGGUUCUUAGUGGAGUGGAGAAAGCACUUUUAACUGAAGCUCGAGCUCAAAAUAUGAAAUCUUUAGAAACAGCCCUUGCAUCCCAAUCUUUUCUGCAGCUAGGACUUCUCACUGGCUUACCUAUGGUUAUGGAACUAUGUCUUGAAAAAGGAUUCCGUACGGCUCUAACAGACUUCAUUCUGAUGCAACUGCAGCUCGCCUCUGUCUUUUUCACAUUCUCUCUUGGAACAAAGGCCCACUACUUUGGUCGGACUAUUCUCCAUGGCGGAGCCAAAUACCGGCCCACAGGUCGCAAGUUUGUGGUUUUCCAUGCCAGUUUCACUGAAAACUAUCGACUAUACUCGCGAAGCCACUUUGUCAAAGGAUUCGAAUUGAUAUUUCUGUUGGUAAUAUAUAAUCUGUUCAGAAAAUCUUAUCAGAGCAAUAUGGCUUAUUUAAUGGUCACGUAUUCUACGUGGUUCAUGGCGGUGACGUGGCUCUUCACGCCUUUUCUUUUCAACCCUUCCGGUUUUCAAUGGCGAAAGAUAGUUGAGGAUUGGGUCGAGUGGAAUAGGUGGAUGAGUAACCAAGGAGGUAUAGGAGUACAACCGGACAAGAGCUGGGAGUCUUGGUGGGAUGCUGAGCACGCACAUCUAAGGCAUUCAGUGGUGAGCUCUAGAGUUCUUGAAGUUCUUCUCUCUCUAAGGUUCUUCAUUUAUCAAUACGGCCUUGUCUAUCACCUCGACAUUUCUCAACAAAACAAGAAUUUUGUGGUUUAUGUGCUUUCCUGGCUCGUGAUAGUUGCCAUUGUUGCACUAGUCAAGAUUGUAAAUGAGGCUCGUCGGCGGCUGAGCACAGAUUAUCACCUAGCGUUCAGGCUUUUUAAGCUGCUGAUGUUCCUGGGUGUAAUAACCUGUUUAAUUAUUCUUUCAAAUUUGUGCAAACUCUCUUUAAUGGAUCUGAUCAUGUGCUGUCUCGCAUUUAUACCGACCGGCUGGGGCCUCUUGCUGAUUGUGCAAGUUUUGAGACCGAUGAUAGAGGACUACGCAAUAUGGGAGCCUAUCCAGGUUAUUGCUCAUGCCUAUGACUAUGGAAUGGGUUCAGUACUAUUUGCGCCAAUCGCCGCAUUAGCAUGGAUGCCUGUAAUCUCAGCCAUUCAAACUCGCGUUCUUUUCAACCAGGCAUUCAGCCGUCAAUUGCAGAUUCAACCUAUUCUUGCGGGGAAAAGCAAAUAUAGGUAGAUUGAGGCUACAUUUCAGUUGCCAUUUUAUAGCUGGUAUUUUUUGGUACAUGAAAUCUCCUUGUGUAGAUAGUUUAAUACAAUCCAUUUUUUUUGUUUCUUAUAAAUGCCUUUGCACUAAAGUUCAUGUAACAAUUUUAGCUUGAAUAUUGUUAUCUGUCUCUAUGAACUUUGAAAAUGCAUGUUUCAAAGGA